This is a messenger RNA of Elephantulus edwardii (Cape elephant shrew), 1263 nucleotides long. RefSeq names its product olfactory receptor 49-like. The record is from RefSeq and is a predicted model, not a curated record. Gene Ontology annotation, biological process: G protein-coupled receptor signaling pathway. Gene Ontology annotation, molecular function: olfactory receptor activity; G protein-coupled receptor activity. The coding region runs from base 1 to 1263 and encodes 420 amino acids. Gene Ontology annotation, cellular component: membrane. The transcript has 3 exons. NCBI's taxonomy places the organism in Eukaryota, Metazoa, Chordata, Mammalia, Macroscelidea, Macroscelididae.
AUGAUACCUGUGGAAAUGAAGAAUGAGACCACUGUCCAGGUGUUCAUCCUGGAGGGCUUUUCUGCUGUCCAGCACCUGGGAAAAGUCCUCUUCCUGGUGCACCUGCUGGCAUACCUGGCAUCCAUCACAGGAAAUGCGGUCAUAGUCACUAUCAUCUGCAUUGAUAUUCGUCUCCACACCCCAAUUUGUGUCUUUAUAUAUGUGAAACCAAAACAAUCCAGCAGACUGGACUCCAAUAAAGAGGCUGCCCUUGUGAACACUGUGUUUACCCCACUACUGAACCCCAUCAUCUACACGCUACGGAAUAAACAAAAAGAGAUGCCUGUGGAAACGGAGAAUGAGACUUCUGUCCAGGAAUUUAUCCUGGAGGGCUUUCCUGCUGUUCAGCACUUGGGAAAAGUCCUCUUCCUGUUGCAUCUGCUGGCAUACCUGGCAUCCAUCACAGGAAAUGUGGUCAUAGUCACUAUCACCUGCCUUGAUGCCCAUCUCCACACACCGAUGUACUUUUUUCUCAGCAUAUUUUCCUGCUUUGAGUGUUGCUUCAUAAGUGCUGUUAUUCCUAAGUUGAUGAUCAUCUUUCUUUUAGGCAUCCAAACAAUUUCCUUUACUGCCUGUUUCAUACAAGCUUUUGUAUUUGUAUUUGUUGGAGCGACAGCUUCCUUCUUAUUAGCGGUGAUGUCUUUGGAUCGGUACAUGGCUAUUUGCAGACCGCUACAUUAUUCCACCAUCAUGAACUGGAAAACCUGUCUCCUCCUUGUCACAGCUUGCAUUGCUUUGGCUUUCAUUCUCGUCACUGGUCUAAUGGUAAAAAUUUCCCAAUUAUCCUUCUGUGGUCCCAAUGUUAUCCCUCACUUCUUCUGUGACCUUGGCCCCCUGAUCCACCUCUCCUGUUCUAACACCAAAUCUGUUGAAAUGUUGACUUUCGUUCUGGCUUUGUUUAUCCUUAUUACAUCCCUUAUUAUAACCAUCACUGCAUACAGCCAUAUAGUAGUCACAAUUAUUCAUCUCCCAACAGUCAAAGAACGACAGAAGGCUUUCUCCACUUGCUCAUCUCACCUUAUUGUCCUCUUUCUGAUGUAUGGCAGUUGUGUCUUUAUAUAUGUGAAACCAAAGCAAUCCAGCAGACUGGACUCCAACAGAGAGGCUGCCCUUGUGAACACUGUGUUUACCCCACUACUGAAUCCUGUCAUCUACACGCUACGGAACAAGCAAGUACACCAGGCUCUGAAAGAGAACAUGUGUAGAAUGAGAGCAAGAAGAUAA